Molecule: messenger RNA, 2276 nt
Organism: Cyclopterus lumpus (lumpfish)
Lineage: Eukaryota; Metazoa; Chordata; Actinopteri; Perciformes; Cyclopteridae
Gene: pdk2a
Product: pyruvate dehydrogenase kinase 2a
Exons: 11
Coding region: 121-1356 (411 amino acids)
Biological process (GO): protein phosphorylation; regulation of glucose metabolic process
Cellular component (GO): mitochondrion
Molecular function (GO): pyruvate dehydrogenase (acetyl-transferring) kinase activity
Source: RefSeq, a predicted model, not a curated record
CUGUUUGUCCAGCCCGUCACUAAAGGGGGGGACUUAUAGCUUAGCAUCGGACCUUCCUGCAGCCUCGACACCUCCGCAGCGGCAACAACAACAACAACAACAACAACAACAAUAAUAAUAAUGAAGUUCGUGAGGUUCAUCAUGAAAAACGCCUCGUUGGCCAGCGUGCCCAAACACAUCGAGCAUUUCUCUAAAUUCUCUCCCUCGCCGCUCUCCAUGAAGCAAUUCCUCGAUUUCGGCUCCAUCAACGCCUGUGAGAAGACGUCCUUUGCCUUCCUGAGGCAGGAGCUCCCGGUGAGGCUUUCCAACAUCAUGAAGGAGAUCAACCUGCUGCCCAACCGGCUGCUGACCACCGCGUCGGUGCAGACGGUGCAGAGCUGGUACAUCCAGAGUUUAAUGGAGAUCCUUGAAUUCCUGGACAAGAAUCCUGAUGACUUCAAAGUCCUUGGAGAGUUUGUUGACGCCUUGGUGACCAUCAGAAACCGGCACAACGACGUGGUGCCGACGAUGGCCCAGGGCAUCAUCGAAUACAAAGAGGCCUUCCCUCAGGACCUGGUGACCAACCAGAACAUCCAGUACUUCCUGGACCGCUUCUACAUGAGCCGCAUCUCCAUCCGCAUGCUCAUCAACCAGCACACUCUUAUCUUUGAUGGAACCCUCAACCCGGUCCACCCGAACACCAUCGGGAGCAUUGACCCCCAGUGUGAAGUCGGAGAUGUAGUCCAGGACGCUUUCCACAGUGCCAAGAUGCUGUGUGACCAGUACUACCUCCGCUCCCCUGACCUCAUCCUACAGGAGAUGUGCAGCAAGAAGAAGAAGAAGAACCUCCCGAUGAGCAUCGUGUACGUGCCCUCUCACCUCUACCACAUGCUGUUUGAGCUCUUCAAGAACGCCAUGAGGGCCACAAUUGAGACUCACGACAAGAGCAACACCCUUCCACCCAUUCAGGUCAGGGUGUCCCUCGGAGACGAGGACAUGUCAAUCAAGGUGAGCGACAAGGGUGGCGGUGUCCCCUUUCGGAGGAUCGAGAACCUCUUCAGCUACAUGUUCUCCACCGCUCCGGCUCCGCAGAUAGGAGAGCACACACGGCCUCCACUGGCUGGUUUCGGCUACGGCCUGCCCAUCUCCCGUCUCUACGCCCAGUACUUCCAGGGCGACCUGCAGCUCUACUCCAUGGAGGGCCACGGCACGGACGCCGUCAUCUACCUGAAGGCGCUGUCCACAGACUCCAUCGAGAGGCUGCCGGUGUACAACAAAACCACUCUGAAGAACUACAAAGUGAGCCAAGAAGUCGACGACUGGUGCAUACCUAGCAAAGAGCCUCUAGACCUGAGCAUCUGUAAGGUUCCCAAGUGAAAAUGGCCGACGCACCGCGGAGCCGUCACAGUUUCUGUCUUCAUGUAACUUUAUCUUUUUAAAGUCUGUUUUUUUUCUAUAGCAAUCUUCAUCGUUGCUUUUAGUCCCUUUUGGGUUCUUCGUAGGAGAACCGGUACUAACGGAUAGGACUUUGCGGGAGGUGUGUUGCACCGGGCGUGCAGGUAGAGGAAAACGAAGGGGGGCUGCGUUACAGGUGUGUUGCCGUGGCUACAGCAGUGGGAAGAAGAGAGGAGGGGUUUAAAACGUUCCAGUUUUAAGACGCCGCCCCCUCUCGAGCUGCAGAUGUUUGAGCAGCGGGCGUAUGGAGGUUCAGGAAAAGGUCACCCCAAAGGCUCACUUCAUCGAGAUACUUUCAGUAUCUGAACUAAUACUCUGCGUUCAUUUUGAGAGUACUGUGAUACUGUGUGCAUCCGUAGAUUUGAUCAAAAUGUACGACUUUUAAAUUGAGUUUUUUGCUCUCUGCACGGAUGCUUUUGACUGAUAAGAUACGGCGUUAUCUUAGCGUGGAGUAAUCCACUCUUCUUCUUCUGUGCAUGGAUUACGGAGACAGAGAGGGGAUUGAAAGAGGGGAUUGAAAGAGGGGAUUGAAAGAGGGGAUUGAAAGAGGGGAUUGAAAGAGGGAAUUGAAAGGGGGGAUUGAAAGAGGGGAUUGAAAGGGGGGAUUGAAAGAGGGGAUUGAAAGAGGGGAUUGAAAGGGGGGAUUGAAAGGGGGGAUUGAAAGAGGGAAUUGAAAGAGGGGGGAUUGAAAGGGGGAGGAUUGAAAGGGGGAUUGAAAGAGGUUUAAAAGGGGGGUUUGAAAGAGGGGAUUGAAAGGGGAUUGAAAGGGGGGAUUGAAAGGGGAUUGAAAGGGGAUUGAAAGGGGGGAUUGAAAGGGGAUUGAAAGGGGAUUGAAAGAGGGG